ACCGCCUGACUCUAAGCCCUAGGGUCUUGGGACAUUGGACCAAUUCCGGCCGACUCAGAUUCGAACUGGCAAGGACCGAUUCAACCCCCGAUUCCGAUCUAAAAAUCCUUGAAUCAGAGAGCUGAAAAGUGAUGGCAAUCGAAGAGAUUCACCGGACGGAGAUGGGGAGAAGCGAGCGGGCGAAGGAGCGAAGAGAAAAGAGACUCCAAGAAUUAUCCGACCUCAGAAGGAUCCCUUACACUGAACAGGAAAGGUGGUGGGGCUCAGAAACUGUUGCUGUGGUCACUGGAGCUAACAGAGGAAUUGGAUAUGAGAUUGCUAGGCAACUUGCAGUUCAUGGGCUGAGUGUUAUUCUUACAUCAAGAGACAAUAGCAAGGGCCAUGAAGCAACAGAAUCAUUACUAAGUGAAGGUUUAAAUGUUGCCUUCCAUCAAUUGGACAUUCUGGACCAUGCAUCUGUAAAAUUAUUUGCUGAGUGGAUACAGCAGAAUUAUGGCGGUAUGGAUAUUCUGGUAAAUAAUGCAGGUGUUAAUUUCAAUCUCGGAGCAGAUAAUUCUGUUGAAUUUGCUGAGAGGGUUAUUUCAACAAACUAUUUCGGCACCAAAAGGAUGAUUGAGACAAUUGUUCCACUGAUGAAACAUUCAACUGCUGGUGCUCGCAUUGUGAAUGUGAGUUCCAGACUUGGUAGACUGAAUGGCAGGCGGAAUAGACUGGAAGAUAAAAUGUUGAGGGAGCAGCUUGCUGAUGAGGAUUCUCUCUCCGAGGAACUGAUAAACAGGACUGUUACACGCUUUCUUGAACAAGUUGAAAAGGGUAGUUGGGUGUCAGGUGGCUGGCCUAAAAUCUAUACUGACUAUUCUGUAUCAAAGCUUGCAGUUAAUGCUUACACCCGAUUUGUGGCAAAGACAUUUUCGAAUCGGCCAGAAGGUCGGAAUAUACAUAUCAAUUGCUAUUGCCCUGGCUGGGUGAAGACUGGCAUGAGCGGUUGGGCAGGGAAUAUUUCAGCUGAGGAAGGUGCUGACACAGGAGUCUGGCUUGCCCUGCUACCUGGGCAAACAGUCACAGGAAAGUUCUUUGCAGAGAGGCGUGAGAUUGACUUCUAAAUAGUCAGUUUGCAGGUAAAUGCAGUGAAGCAUCUGCUUCAGGUCCACUCCUUUUUUGGUUUUGACCCGAAAUGAAUAUGGAUGGGAAGAAAGCUGCAAUAGUUUAAGAUCUUGCUGGCAUGCUUUAACCAGUUUUUGGAUUGAGUAAUUGGAUCAACUCCUCUGAUCGAUGAAUGGGGAGGGGGUGGGGGGGAAGGUUUGGGAUAUAAUUACAAUGGGUGAUGUACAGUCCGUUCAAGAAAAAAAAGGCUCUAUUUUGCUGUCUAGUUAGAUUCACAAAUUUCAUUCAGACUGCCCCCUUCAAACUCAUCAGAAAUGGUUUGACUUUGCAAGUUGCAUAUACUGAAUGGACAAGGUGGAAGCCAUUUGAUUUAUUGAA
Macadamia integrifolia is the source of this 1482-nucleotide messenger RNA. RefSeq names its product (+)-neomenthol dehydrogenase. Gene Ontology annotation, cellular component: membrane. Gene Ontology annotation, molecular function: oxidoreductase activity, acting on the CH-OH group of donors, NAD or NADP as acceptor. The record is from RefSeq and is a predicted model, not a curated record. The coding region runs from base 132 to 1103 and encodes 323 amino acids. Lineage: Eukaryota; Viridiplantae; Streptophyta; Magnoliopsida; Proteales; Proteaceae. The transcript has 4 exons.